CUCCUUCCCCUUCUCUCUUCACAGCCAUGUCGUCCCAAGCUCUGCCUGUUAUACCCCUUACAUACCCUCUUAUUCUUCUUCCAACUGCCCGCAUCACCAUCCCCGUCAGUAACGCUGCCGGCGAACUACUCCUCGAACUCGUCCAGGAAGCCGACACUCCACCCGUCGUAGCGGCCGUCCCCAUACCCUCAGCGGACUCUUCGACGCUUCAUAACUGGGGAACCGCGGCGCGCAUCGUGCGCGUUGUUCGACCACCGCGAUCUCUCGCGCGCGACACCCAGCGGCCGUACCUGCUCACCCUCCUUGGUCUGGCACGCAUACACCUCCCGGAACCGGUGAACCCGCGCGAGAAGAUCGAGGGGCCUGCAGAGCGCAUCGUAGAGUAUCCAAUCUCCGAGGGCGCGCCCUCCGCCGAGGCCGCCGCUACGUUCAAAGCCGCAGCGAUCAAGCUGCUCGACCGCCUCUCUCGCGAUGCGCCCAACGAUUCCAAGCGCGACUUCUACGUCAAGCUCUCCAAUAUGGUCGACGAGGUGACCACCCAGCGCUCCCCCUGGCUCGCUGAUAUGCUCGCCGCGAGCCUCAACGUAGAGUACGCUGACAAACUCGACUUCCUAUCUGUUGUUCGCGCGGACGACCGCUUGAAGCGCGCUACUGCGAUAUUUGUCAAGCAGACAUCUAUCUCGGAAGUCAGCAAGAAGAUCGCACAGUCAAUUGACGAGAGCCUGUCCAAGCAGCAGAAGGAGUUUUUCCUUCGCCAGCAGCUCGCCGCCAUUCAGCGCGAGCUUCGCAACCUCAGGUCCGCACCGGUCCCUUCGCGGCCGGGUACGCCGGACGCCGCAGAGAGCAGGGGGCCUGGCGCGCCCGUGUCUGAGCUGGACGAUGAGGAACAGGCGGAGGCGAACGAGAUGUCGGACAUCCGCGCGAAGAUCGAGGCCAUGGCCAAGAAUAGCGAGGAGCGCAAGAUCGCCGUGAGGGAGUGGAGGAGACUCCGACGGACUCCGGCUACCAGCGUUGAGCACGGCGUCAUUCGCAAUUACCUUGAAUGGCUCACUGCCGUGCCCUGGCCCGGCUCUGCUCAGACCACCGCCUCCCUCGAAGCUCUGCGCGACCGCAACUUCUUGAGCAAAGCCCGCGCGCAGCUCGAUGCAGAUCACUACGGCCUCGAGAAAAUCAAGAAGCGCCUGAUUGAAUACCUGGCCGUCGUGAGGCUCAAAGAGCUUCAGGCGGAGAAGGAGGGUCAAUCGGUGGUGCUUGAAGGCGAGAAGAAUGCUGCGCAGGCGCAGCAACAGGAUAUACAGACCUCAAAGGAACAACAGGUGGAUGGACGGGAUGAUAGUAAGGCACUUGUCCCGGUACCGAAGGGCCUGCCUAUGCCUUCGCCUGUCCCAAAGCCAUCUACGAGGAAGAGCGUGAAGGGACCCAUUCUUCUGUUUGUCGGACCUCCGGGUACGGGUAAAACCUCGCUCGGGCAGUCCAUCGCCCGCGCGCUCGAUCGACCGUUCCAGCGCAUCUCGCUGGGCGGUGUGCGUGACGAGGGCGAGAUCCGCGGGCACAGGCGGACGUAUGUCGCCAGUGGCCCCGGGAACAUCGUGCAGGCUCUGAGGAAGGCUGGCCGGCCUGAUCCUGUGAUUCUUUUGGAUGAGAUCGACAAGAUCUCACACAGUAACUUCCAUGGGGACCCGGCAGCCGCGCUGCUUGAAGUCUUGGACCCAGAACAAAACCACUCGUUCCAUGAUCAUUACAUCAAUGUACCUGUCGACUUGAGCCAGGUGCUCUUCAUCUGUACUUCGAAUACCCUUGAGACGAUCGCAGCACCUUUGCUGGACCGCUGCGAGGUUGUACAUCUGUCUGGAUAUACAUAUGAUGAGAAGAUGCAUAUCGCGCGCCGCUUCCUUCUUCCAAAACAAUUGCAGGCGAACGGCCUGACUGCAGAUCACCUCAGCAUCGAUGACUCCGUGCUCAUGCAUAUAGCGACCCACUAUACCCGCGAAGCAGGUGUGCGCUCGUUGGAACGGGCCAUCGGUGCCGUCGUCCGGUAUAAGGCCGUCGAGUGGGCAGAGUACUGCGACGGCAUCGGCGCCGAUCCGAACGCUGACCUAUCCGACGUACUCGCCCGGCAAGCACCCAGCGACAAGGAGUACAGGAAAGCCGUCUCAGAAGACGAGCUUGAGACGAUCCUUGGAAUUGCGCGCUGGGACGAGGACGAGCGCGAGCGCGAGGAGCGGCGCGGGCUCGUGUAUGGGCUCGUCGUCACCGGCAUGGGCGAGGGCGGCGUGCUUCCCGUCGAGACGAUCAUGGUGCCUGGCGUGGGCAAGCUGAAGCUCACCGGCAGCCUCGGCGAGGUCAUCAAGGAGAGCGCGGAGCUCGCGCUGAGCUGGGUGAAGAGGCAUGCGUAUGACCUGUAUAUCACGAAGACCCGCGCGCAGGACCCGUUAAAGAACCCGGACCCUGUGGAUGUGCAUUUGCAUCUCCCGAGUGGGGCGGUGAAGAAGGAUGGGCCGUCGGCGGGGAUUGCGAUGACAUGUGCAUUUGUAUCGCUGCUCACAGGAGUGUGCGUGCCCAGCAACAUUGCCAUGACCGGCGAAGUCACCCUCCGCGGACGCGUCGGUCCGGUCGGUGGCAUCAAGGAGAAGGUCCUGGGGGCACACCGUGCGCAGAUCACCAAGGUCAUCCUUCCUUGGUCCAACCGCAAGGACGUCGAGCACGACGUGCCCAAGGAGGUCCGCGCCCAAAUGCAGAUUGUUUACGUGCGCACUGUCGAGGAGGUCCUCGAGGCCGCCUUCGGGAAGGGCGUCGUUGGAUGGAGGCGGAGCGAUGUUCUCGUAGAGAGCAGGCUCUGAGCGCAGAGGUAUCAUAAUGUGCACAUACUGUAUGUAUCGUUAGCAUUGGGGGCAGUGUGAAGUAUGAGUCUCGGGUGCAUAUUUGGAUGGCUACGUUUGUUCUUUCUU
Rhodofomes roseus is the source of this 2948-nucleotide messenger RNA. Its product is annotated as Lon protease C-terminal proteolytic domain-containing protein. The record is from RefSeq and is a predicted model, not a curated record. The transcript is spliced from 8 exons. The coding region runs from base 27 to 2840 and encodes 937 amino acids. Gene Ontology annotation, biological process: protein targeting to peroxisome; protein processing; protein catabolic process. Gene Ontology annotation, cellular component: peroxisomal matrix. NCBI's taxonomy places the organism in Eukaryota, Fungi, Basidiomycota, Agaricomycetes, Polyporales, Fomitopsidaceae. Gene Ontology annotation, molecular function: ATP hydrolysis activity; serine-type endopeptidase activity; ATP binding.